AUGGAGAAGGACUACUAUCUUGGCCGAAUAUUAACGGGAAGAGUGUCGUCUGGAGUUGUCCGUGUUGGCGACAAAAUCAUUGGACUACGCAAAACUGAUUCCGGCACAGAAAAAAUAGAAGAAGCAAAGGUUGUCAAGGUAAUGAAAAAGAAAGGCACAACCAUAGUUUCAAUUGAAGCCGCUGGAGCUGGUGAUAUAAUCUGUAUGGCUGGUUUGACAACUCCAUCAAUAGGUCACACAGUGGCUAGUCCAGAGGUCACAACUGCGCUCCCUUCAGUUGAGCUGGAUCCACCAACAAUUUCUAUGACGUUUGGUGUCAAUGACUCUCCUCUAGCUGGUCGGGAUGGCACCCAGUUGACUGGAGGGAAAAUUGGGGACCGGCUAAUGGCAGAAGCUGAAACAAAUCUUGCCAUAAACGUUAUUCCAGGCUUGUCGGAAUCAUUUGAAGUCCAAGGAAGAGGAGAACUUCAACUUGGUAUCUUGAUUGAGAAUAUGAGACGGGAAGGUUUUGAGCUCUCGGUCUCACCACCUAAAGUCAUGUACAAAACCGAAGAUAAACAAAGGCUUGAACCAAUUGAAGAAGUGACAAUUGAGAUUAAUGAAGAGCACGUAGGAGUAGUGAUGGAAGCUCUCUCCCAUAGGCGGGCUGAAGUUAUUGACAUGUGUCCUGUCCCUGGAAAUGAUGGUAGGACGAGACUGUCGUUAACUUGUCCUUCAAGAGGUUUGGUUGGGUACAGAUGUGUGUUCAGCAGCGACACCCGUGGAACUGGAUUCAUGCAUCGUGCUUUUCUUAAGUAUGAAAAGUACAGAGGCCCACUUGGAAAUGUUAGGAAAGGAGUAUUGGUUUCGAUGGGAUAUGGAACUAUUACAGCUCAUUCACUAAUGGGUUUGGAAGCUCGUGGGACUCUCUUUGUCUCUCCGGGGCUAGACUCAUACGAUGGCAUGAUUAUCGGUGAGCACUCACGGGAUACAGAUCUUGAUGUUAACCCGGUUAAGGCCAAAGAGCUUACCAACAUUCGCUCUGUUAACAAAGACGAAAAUGUGAAGCUAUCACCACCUCGCCUCAUGACACUUGAGGAAGCUAUAGGAUACGUUGCCUCAGAUGAACUUAUUGAGGUUACUCCAAAGACGAUUAGGUUGAGAAAGAGAUGUCUAGACGUUACCAAGCGUAAAUCCCAGAGCAAACGAGCCAAAGAGUAA
Molecule: messenger RNA, 1200 nt
Organism: Eruca vesicaria subsp. sativa (arugula)
Lineage: Eukaryota; Viridiplantae; Streptophyta; Magnoliopsida; Brassicales; Brassicaceae
Source: the annotation of a GenBank genome assembly